Molecule: messenger RNA, 6155 nt
Organism: Choloepus didactylus (southern two-toed sloth)
Lineage: Eukaryota; Metazoa; Chordata; Mammalia; Pilosa; Megalonychidae
Gene: TOB2
Product: transducer of ERBB2, 2
Exons: 2
Coding region: 2355-3395 (346 amino acids)
Biological process (GO): regulation of gene expression
Cellular component (GO): cytoplasm; nucleus
Molecular function (GO): transcription corepressor activity
Source: RefSeq, a predicted model, not a curated record
CCCCUGGGGUUGAAGCUUUCCGAGCGUGGGGGCUGGGGGCUCUUGGGCUCAGGCUUCCUCCAACAUCUCUGUCCCUGUGGAGUCUGCUCUCCAGCCCGGCGUUUCUCUGCUGCUGCAAGGAAAGCGCUUGAAGCCCCACGCUACCGUUGCUCUGUGCCUUUGCAAAAAAAAAAAAAAGCGCUUGAAGCCCCACGCUACCGUUGCUCUGUGCCUUUGCAAAAAAAAAAAAAAAAAAAGUGAUCAAAGAAAAAGUCCAAAUUGUUUGUAGCCGGAAACUUGCGGAUCUUGCCGCUUUACGUGGUCUUGGCGGCUGCCGUUGGGUCAGAACCGGCUGGAAGGAGAGUAAAAGUCGGAGUGGACAAAGACGGGACUGGGCGAUCCAAGGGAGAUUCUGUUGGCUUCAGGCACAAACUCGCGCGAGCCCGCGGCGUGGGCCUGAAGCCUCAGCCUGUCCAUCUGGCAGUCCGGGCUGCCUGUGACCUCACCCGGCCACAGCCCUACCUACCCCCAGCUCCGCGUCCCAGCAGUCACAAAGAGGCCCGAUGGCCGGUGUGGCCGGAGCCCGAGGAGGGAGUCGGAGCAACGCGAACGCGUCCCACAGCCCGUCCCGGGUUAGGAGAGCCUCGCCCCGCCGCCCGAGGGGCCUCGGGGUGCGCGAGCUAGGCGCCCCUAGCACCAAGCAGGCGCCCACCCCACGCCGUCGGAGGCUGUCACCAACAGAGACGUGGCUCUCUGGUGCUCCGUAGGGGGGUCGCCAGCCCGAAACCGCGAACCCCGCCGGGGGCGGGCUGUGGGACGCGUUCGCGCGCCUGCGUGGGGCAGGGGCUAGCCCUUUCCCGCCGCGAGGUAAUGGGGCGCCAGAGGCCGCCUGGGGAAGAUUAGCUGUGGCGCUCUUCCUGGCUGUCCGGCCUCUUCGCCGCCGCCGCCUCCCGCUUGCCUCCCGGAACUCCCGCCCAGCAUCCUGGGCUCCAGACUCCCUCUCGCCUUCUCGUCAACGUUACGCAUCCCCCGGCGAGGCACGAGGCGCUCGGGAGACUCUCGCUAACCCGAGUCUCGGUCCGAAACACAUGAAACGCUUCCUGUGCGCGCAUGGUCCGCUCAACUCCCCCGCCCGCGAAAAUGCCGUAAAGGCUGCGGGAGAGCAGCGGGGACGGCUGGACGCCCCAGAGCUGAGGAGCAUGCCCAGGUGGCCUGGGAGGGCGGGAAAAGGUUCGGGUAAACAUGCGAACCGUCGCCGCCGGGGCAGAGGCAGGGCGAAAGCUCCGCGGGGAAGGUUCCCGGAGGGGUCAGGAAUGUAAUUCCCCUCUUUGGAGCAUUCCUUCAUUCAUUCAUUGUACAACACUUUAAGUUCGCGCACUGCGUGCCCGGACUGUGCGAGGCACGGGGCAUAAAGCGGUGAGUAGCUCAGGUCCCUGACCUCACGGAGCUCACUCCCUAGCCGGGGCCCCACAUGAUACAAUGAGCACGGUCAUUUCAGAGGGUGACAUGGGACAUGAAGAAAUACGGCUGUGAUGUGAUGGGGAGGUAAGGGCGGCCAGCGGUACAUAGGGUGGCCGCAGGUAGCCUUGCUGAGGUGGCGUGCGAGCUGAGAGCUGAUGGAUGAUGAAAGGGAAGGCACUGACUACCGAAGGGCCCAGAAGAAGCAGGCCGGCUACGGGCCUCACCCGCCACCAGCCGCGUAGCACGCCGGACCGGAGCCGCCUGAGAAGUAGUCCCGGCCAAGCGCCCAGCCCCGCCCCUGCAGGGCGGAGGGACGCAUCACGCAGGGGUGGGGAAGCCGGAUCCGUGCGCAGGGUUGCUAAGGGUGAAACUUUUCAUUGACUUUGCUCACUUCGGGCCGGGGCGCGGGAAGGUGCGGUUUGUCAGGGAAGAGAAGCCAGUGGCUCGGGCGACGCGCUGCCAGAAGGACAGGACAGGACCGCCCGCCGGCCACAGCCGGACCGUCCUCCGCCCCGCGACACGAGCCAUCCUCCGGUCCGCCAUCCCCGCGCCGUCGCCGCCGGCCGGCCCGCCCGCCCUCUGUCUCCCCUCCGCCGCCGAGCCCGACCUCCAAAAAGCUGAAAGAAUUAUUAUUGAGAGUCAUAGCCCAUAACCCCCUCAUCCGCCCCCGAACCCUGAACGAAGACAAGGACACAUAGGCCCCGGCCCGCGGCGCUCGGGAAGGAAGAGCGACCCCUGCCCCGUGCCCAGGACCACCCUGGAGGGAGAAGCCGCCCCGCGACCUGCCGACCACCCCGCAGCUGCGGAGACCCGAGUGAAACUUUCUGGAGCCCAAGACUGCCCACCUGACAUCUCCUGCUACUGUCCUUGGCCUGUGCACGUGUCCUGUGCUAUUCUCUGCCUAGGAGAGGACGAUGCAGCUGGAGAUCAAAGUGGCCCUGAACUUCAUCAUCUCCUAUUUGUAUAAUAAGCUGCCACGGCGCCGGGCAGACCUGUUUGGGGAGGAGCUAGAGCGGCUCUUGAAAAAGAAAUAUGAAGGCCACUGGUACCCGGACAAGCCACUGAAGGGCUCUGGCUUCCGCUGUGUCCACAUUGGAGAGACAGUGGACCCUGUGGUGGAGCUGGCUGCCAAGCGGAGUGGCCUGGCAGUGGAAGACGUGCGGGCCAACGUGCCUGAGGAACUGAGCGUCUGGAUUGACCCUUUUGAGGUAUCUUACCAGAUUGGUGAGAAGGGAGCUGUCAAGGUUCUGUAUCUGGAUGACAGCGAGAGCUGCGGCGCCCCAGAGCUGGACAAGGAGAUCAAGAGCAGCUUCAACCCUGACGCCCAGGUGUUUGUGCCCAUUGGCAGCCAGGACAGCUCCCUGUCCAACUCCCCAUCACCAUCCUUUGGCCAGUCACCCAGCCCCACCUUCAUCCCCCGCUCUGCCCAGCCCAUCACCUUUACCACCGCCUCCUUUGCUGCCACCAAGUUUGGCUCCACCAAGAUGAAGAAGGGUGGGGGGGCUGCGAAUGGGGGGUGUGUGGCCAACGGAGGGGGGAGUGGCCCACAGCCACCACCACAGCAGCCUCGCCUGGCCCGCUCCCCCACCAACAGUCUGCUGAAGCACAAGAGCCUCUCUUUGUCUAUGCAUUCUCUGAACUUCAUUGCGCCCAACCCAGCGCCUCAAUCCCAGCUCUCGCCCAAUGCCAAGGAGUUCGUGUACAACGGUGGUGGUGGCUCGCCCAGCCUCUUCUUUGAUGGGGCUGAUGGCCAGGGCAGUGGCACCCCAGCCCCCUUUGGGGGUAGUGGGGCAGGCACCUGCAACAGCAGCAGCUUCGACAUGGCCCAGGUAUUUGGAGGUGGCGCCAACGGCCUCUUCCUGGAGAAGACGCCCUUCGUGGAAGGCCUCAGCUACAACCUGAACGCCAUGCAGUAUCCCAGCCAGCCGUUCCAGCCCGUUGUGCUGGCCAACUGACCACCCCAGCCCACAGGGCCAGGAGCACCCAAGACCACAGAAAAAAGAAAGGAAAAGAAAGGCCAAAAAAAAAGAGGAAAAGAGAAAUACACAAAAAACGUUUCCAAUCUUCUCACUAUCACUUCUAGAAAAAAGAUCCAGCUCAGGCAUGGAGUGGGAGGGGGCUUCCGAAGCACACACUCGUGUUCAACUCAACCCCCUUCUGCUUUCCUGCUGGCCUCUGAUUUAUUUGGUUGGUUUGGGUUUUAUAUUUCUUUUUUUUUUUUUUUUACAUGUAGUUUUCUAUAUAACAUCUUUAAUUAGUGGCUUCCUGUGCUAAGAAUGGUCCAGCUGUGAAUUGCUGCUCCCUGCUCCUUCCUCCCUUCCCUCCUCCACACGGCUGGUUUCGGACUGGUGUGUCCCAGCUCACAGGGAACUAGGAGCUGCAGCCGGGGCCUGGUCCCCUUGGAGGAGGGGGAGUCUGGCCCUGAGUCACUGCCUCCGUCACCCACCCACCCUCUCACUCAUAGCCAUCCAACCUCAGGAGGCCUUCUCCAGCCCUGUCCCCCAGGCCCUCUCCACUCAGGCUUGGGCCUCGCUCAUCCCCUGGAGCUGAUGCCCGUCAAUGCAGGGAGGUGAGCACUUCCUCUAGAUAAAUCCUUUCAUCUCUGCCCUGUGACCCCACCUGUCCACCCCCACCUGGUCCAAACUGUCCCUCAGGGCCUGGAGAGAGCCAGACCCAGCUGGGGGGCGGGGUACGGGGGACGGUUCCCCAAGGUCCCUUCCCUGGACCCAAAGCUGUGGGGGGGGCGGGGGGGUUUGCAUGUGUACGUGGUUUGCCAUCCUGUUUUAAAGGAUUCCACAUUGGGGAAAACCACCCCUCUGGGGUGACCAUGGGUUAUGGCAAGUACUUACGUGUGAAGUUGGGGAAUGGGCCUGUGGUGGGCUGUGGGUCCUUUUGUGUGGUGGUACAGACAGUGGGGUGAGACUGCGGCUGAGCCUAAGACACUCCCAGGGGAAAGCACAGCAGAAGGAACUGGUUUCCAGACUGCAGAGGCAUCCACACUUUUGUUUUUGACCAAAAAGAAAAAGUCCUAAGUGGCUGAGGAAAUACCCAAGCCACUGAUGCCUAAGAGAAGGCCCUGGCCUUUGACCCUCCUGUUGUAGGACCUUAGCCCCCACUGGGAGCUGCUCAUUGCAGCACCCUGGGGGCCGGGAGGCAGGGUGGUGGCCUUCGGUUGGUGCCUGGAGUGAGCUGUGAGCCUUGAGCUGAGACUUUUGGUGUUUGAGUUAUAAGUGUUCUGUUUUAGUACGGGAUGCCCCUGCCUAUUUGAGAAUUUCUUGGUACCUCUGGCCAUCCCCUCUCACUGCCCUGACCCAACCCCACUAGGCCUUGAUGCUGUGGGAAGCGGUCUCCGGCCAGGCCAGGCUGGCCAGGCCCAGGGCCGUCCCGAGGGUAUGCUGGGAUUAUGGAGGUUUCUGGAAGAGCACUCCUGCCCUUCUCUGCAAAAGACAGUUUUCUCCAAUCCUCGUGGGCCAGCUUCCGUGCCAUGAUACUUUGGUAGGUGGGUCACCUGGCCUCAGGCCCCCCUCACCAGGAAGCACUAGAGCCCCUGGCACCUCACCCACCCCACCCUCUUGCCCCGGCGACUCCAGGUGAGCAAUGCUGUGGCGGGGGGUGUGGCCCCGACGGACAAUGCUAGUCUCCCCUCCCUGCGACUGGCAUCAGCUCUACCUCCCUCAGCCAGGCACUGCCCUGGCCGCUCGGACCAGCCCCAUCUGCCCCCCUUGACUGCUUGGAGGCCAGCCCUGCCUGGGCCACCUGUCCUUCAUCCUCAGCUCCCACCCAGGUGACAGACCCAGGCAGGCAGCUGCUCCCAGGAAAGGCUGGAUGCUGCCUUAUCUCCCGUCCAGACCCCCUCCCACACUCACACCCACCCACCCCCGGGCCUGUUUGUCUCCCACAGACAGGGAGAGGAGACCGACCCCUUAGUGUCUUUUGAAAUACGAAGAAAAACGUGUUCAGGAACCUGACUCCAGCACCGGGGUCUUAGGCCCAGGUCAGUGUGUCUUGUCUCAAAUCUAGGCAUUUUUGCUUCAAUUUUAUUUUUUCUAAGAAAACAAAAAGAAAAACCUGCACUAAUUUACCUGGUUUCGUAGGAAAUUUUUUUUUUUAUUUUUUACAUUUUUUGGUGUCCGUUUGUAUUGAAUAAUUUGCUACAUUUGUAAAAUGUAAGAGGUAUAUAUAAUAUAUGUAUAUUUCUAACGUAAAAAACGUAAUUUUUUUCUUUUCAAGAUUUUUUCUUAAAAAGAGAAACAAGAUAUUUUUUCAGGAAAAACAAACUUUAAAAUUAAAAAAAGAAGAGAAUUAAAAUUUUUUUUCCCCUUUCCCCACCCUCUCUCUAUAUACCCUCUUUCCCAGGAACAAAUCAAAAGGUGGAUUGUCUUGCAAGGAGCAUAAAUUUUUAGUCCAGAAUGACGUAUUUUUCUCAAUGCAGUGCACUAUAGAUUCUCUAGUUUUAUCCCUAGGGAUGGGAAGGGGGGCAUUGAGGCAACUGUGGAGAAGAGUUUGGGGGAGCAGGGUAGUGGAUUUUUUUCUUUAGUGAAGGAGGAAUGCAAUCAGGCGUUUUGUAUUCAGAAUGUUGUGCAAUAUUUUGGAAUGGGACAUUGGUGUGUUUAGAGAUUUAGUUUAAAAACAAAACAAAAAGAUUGAUCAAAUCUGUACAGUUUAUAUUGUUCCAGAUUUUUUUAAGUUUGUAUUAAAAGCAUGAUACAUAAUAA